Colletotrichum scovillei is the source of this 1962-nucleotide messenger RNA. RefSeq names its product major facilitator superfamily transporter. The transcript has 3 exons. The record is from RefSeq and is a predicted model, not a curated record. Gene Ontology annotation, cellular component: membrane. Gene Ontology annotation, biological process: transmembrane transport. NCBI's taxonomy places the organism in Eukaryota, Fungi, Ascomycota, Sordariomycetes, Glomerellales, Glomerellaceae. Gene Ontology annotation, molecular function: transmembrane transporter activity. Bases 345 to 1892 code for a protein of 515 amino acids.
GAAUUCCCAGUCUCGCGGGUAACGUCGCCCGUAAAAUGUGGUUCCAUAUGGAUCUGGCUUCAGAUAAGACGUCCCAUUGACGGACUCCUGGGCCUCCGCGUUAUCAUACCUAUCUACCUAGUAGUUUACCCCGGACUGGGUAGCGUGGCGUGGUCAGGGUUGUCGAGAUAAUGACCAAUUGGCAAUGAGACAUUAAAGGAGUUAUCCCUCUCUUCAGAGAGACGGGAAACCCUUGGAGAAGUAGUAGAGAGGCUUCAUCUUUGGAUCUCUCCUCUUUCUCAGGAUCACCACUCUCACCUUGUCUAAGUCUUUGUUUUCGAAGUUCCCCGCCUACAUCGACAACAAUGGCCGAGAAAGUGUCCAAAGACAUCAAGGUCGCCGAGGAUGGCCUCGAGCCGACAAAGUCCUUCACGGCGGGCGAGGUCGCCCACCUCGACGAGUCCGAGGCCUUCCUCCAGGAGAACAACAUCACAGAAGAGUACCUCGCCGAGCUCGUCAACGACAAGGAGAAGAACCGCCGCCUGGUCCGCAAGAUCGACCUCAUGAUUCUCCCCCUCCUGGCCGGCACCUAUGUCUUGCAGUACAUUGACAAGCAGGCGCUGUCCUACGCCGCCGUCUUUGAUCUCUUCUCCAGCACGAGCGUCACCCAGACCGAGUACUCGUGGUUUGCGAGUAUCUUUUACCUGGCCUACCUGGUGGCCGAGUACCCAUGGGUCUACAUUGCGCAGAAGACGCGCAUGGGCAAGGUCGUGGCGGGAUGUGUUUUGUCGUGGGGUUCCGUCUUGAUGAUCACGGCUGCGUGCUCCAACUUCCCGGGACUUGCUGCGUGCCGUUUCCUGCUUGGAGUUUUUGAGGCGCCCAUCACGACGUGCUUCAUGAUGAUGGUUUCCAUGUGGUACGUGCGAUCCGAACAGCCCAUGCGAGCUGGACUCUUCUACUGCUGCAACGGUGUCGGCAGCAUGCUCGGCGGCGUUCUCAGCUAUGGCAUCGGCCAAAUCGACUCUUUCCCCGUCUGGAAAGCCGUUUUCCUCAUCUGCGGCGGCAUCACCGUCAUAUGGGGCGUUCUGCUCCUCGUCUUCCUCCCAGACAGCAUUCUGAGCGCCAAGAGAUUCUCCCUCGAAGAACGAGCCCUCCUCGUCGGCCGCGCGCGUCUCGCAAAGACGGGCGUCCUCAACAAGACGAUCAAGUGGUACCAGGUCAAGGAGGCAUGCCUCGACCCCCAGGUCUGGCUUCUGACGCUCUUCGUUCUGCUUAACGAGGUCAUCAACGGCGGCGUGGCCAACUUUGGCAAGCUCAUCAUCAAGGGGCUCGUCACUGACCCGCUGUUGACCACGGCGCUGGGAAUCCCGCAGGGCGCGUUCCAGGUCUUUUGGAUUCUCACGGGCGCCUACACCGCGUCCAAGUUCCGUAACCAGCGCACGACCGUCAUGGCGGUGUGGCUCAUCCCCACCAUCAUCGGCUGCUGCAUGAUCUGGAAGCUGGAUAGAACGCACUACAAGGUCGGCGUCCUGUUUGGCUACUACAUGAUUGGCUGCUACGUCGCUUCCCUUGUCCUGGCCCUGCAGAUGCCGGCGACGAACCUCGGAGGAUACACCAAGCGUAUUACGGCCUCGGCCAUUGUCUUCACGGCGUACUGCGUGGGUAACAUUAUUGGGCCUCAUGCGUUUUUGGCCAAGGAGGCGCCGUUGUACGCGACUGGGUGCAAGCUUAUCCUCGCGUGCUCGGCUUCGCAGGUGGCUAUCGCUGUCGGGUUGCGGUUGCUGCUCAUUCGCCGUAACAAGCAGAGAGAUGCUGCUGCGGCGGCGGCUGGUAUCUCGCCUGAUGCUGAGCACGAUGAUGAGGGAGUCGAUUUGACUGACAAGGAGAACCCCAACUUCCGUUAUGUAUUGUAAGAUGUCUUAGAGCGGGACCUGUUAUGAAGAUGACUAUAGACAAGAAUCUGUUUAGAAGAGCGACAAUUAU